GAGGCCCGUGCAGUUGCCCUCCACCUCAUUCACGCCCCUUUCACAAGCGUCGACUGGGCCGCCGGCUACUGCCGCCACCGCCGCCGCCGCCGCCGCCGCCGCCGCCUUACUCCAGGUGCCCAGGUCUUCGUCGGGCCCUUCUCCGGCAACUAGCACCCACCAGUGACUGAAGAGGCAGGAGCAAAGAGCUAACGAGAGAUGAAUGCUCCUGACCGUUAUGAGCGCUUUGUCGUGCCGGAGGGCACCAAAAAAGUGUCCUAUGAGAGGGAUACAAAGAUUGUGAAUGCUGCAUCAUUCACUGUCGAACGUGAGGAUCACACUGUAGGCAAUAUCCUCCGCAUGCAGCUGCACAGAGACCCAAAUGUUCUCUUUGCUGGGUAUAAGCUCCCUCACCCACUUCAGUACAAGAUCAUUGUUAGGAUCCACACAAUGAGCCAGUCCUCCCCGACGCAGGCCUACAGCCAGGCUGUCAAUGAUCUAGACAAAGAGCUUGAGUACCUUAAGCAAGCUUUUGAGGAUGAGAAGAACAGGUAUGAGGAAAGGAUGAAGCAGGGGUUCUAAAUCAAUGGUGUGGGAGAUCCAAUGAAUAAACUUCCCAUGUUAGUUUUAUGCUAGGCGAGUCAUCAACAACGAACGCCCAAGGAUUGUGAAUGUGAUGCGAGACUGAUCCCUGAACUGAGGAAUGAGGUACCUUACAAACGGAUGCUCAAGGUUGCCUAAUAUGAUGCUAGACUGGACCUACCGGUCCAUAAAACCGUGCGAGGAGUCCAGGGCUGCUUCAUUUGCUUUGCUGUCGUUUUACUGUCACAUGCUUGUGCCAACAUCUGAUUAUUGCUGGGUAAUAACCUUUUGUCCGUUGCAAUGCACAUUAGGGUACUCACAUUGCAGAAACUAGUAAUAGUUUCUAGGCAAAUUUUGCUAUUGGACAUGCAAAAUGACCUCUCUUUGCUGCUAGAAAUGUCAAAUGUAGCAGUUUGCUGAUAAGACACUCUUGUCAAUUUGCUAGCGGACACCGGACUGAAUAAAAUAUUCAUUAAAAUAUUCA
Messenger RNA from Sorghum bicolor (sorghum), 1045 nucleotides. Its product is annotated as DNA-directed RNA polymerases II, IV and V subunit 11. The transcript is spliced from 6 exons. Bases 199 to 561 code for a protein of 120 amino acids. Gene Ontology annotation, biological process: transcription by RNA polymerase II. Gene Ontology annotation, molecular function: DNA binding; protein dimerization activity. The record is from RefSeq and is a predicted model, not a curated record. Lineage: Eukaryota; Viridiplantae; Streptophyta; Magnoliopsida; Poales; Poaceae. Gene Ontology annotation, cellular component: RNA polymerase II, core complex.